AUGCAAUCCAGAUUUAUGAUUUCCUCAGUACUGUUGGUUUUGGCCUUGGCUCUUCAGUCACAGGCCAUUUCCUGGUCUCAUUCCCAUAACAAUGCAGUGCUUGAUACCGAUGGCAAUGAACUCCAAGCUGGGCAGGCAUACUACCUUGUCUCAGCUGCCCGAGCAGGCAAUGGAGGUGGUGUGGCACUUGACAGAAGACAGAGCUCUCAAUCUUCCAUGGUGAAGCAGCAUUCUUCGAACACCAACUUUGGUUCACCUGUGUCUUUCUCCCCAGCAUCAAAUUCACAUGAUGAUAUGAUUAUCCAGAGAGGUUCAACCUUCGAGUCUGCAAUAAAGAAGAUGUUCUUUGGAAACACCCCAUCACCUUCUCAUGAGAGAACCAUCAACGAGGCAACUGAUGUAAACAUUAGAUUCUCAGAGAUGCCUGUGGUAUGGCAAGUUCAAGAAUCACAUAACUCGCCAUCGUCGAAGAGUCAGAUGAGGUAUGUAACAAUCGGAGGCCAACCAGGCCACCCUGGCUCUUCAACAGUGAGAAACUGGUUCAAGAUCAAGCAGAUCAGCAGGUCCAACUCCAGCCCUGAGUACAUUAUUGCAUAUUGCCCAAGCGUGUGCGAGUCAUGUCAUGUUGAAUGUGGUAAUAUCGGUAUCAUGGAAGAGAAUGGGAAGAGAUGGCUGACUCUGUCUCAGAACACAGAGUUUCCUUUCAUGUUUGUAAAGGCAAUUCGUAGUUAA
This is a messenger RNA of Telopea speciosissima, 732 nucleotides long. RefSeq names its product 21 kDa seed protein-like. Lineage: Eukaryota; Viridiplantae; Streptophyta; Magnoliopsida; Proteales; Proteaceae. Gene Ontology annotation, molecular function: endopeptidase inhibitor activity. The transcript has a single exon. The record is from RefSeq and is a predicted model, not a curated record. The coding region runs from base 1 to 732 and encodes 243 amino acids.